CACAGAGGAGCACGUGGCUGUUCCUGGUCCUCUAGGAGCUGAGGCCCGAGCGAGGAUCAGUGCCCGGCGUACCGGCAGAGGAGGAGGGCAGAGGUCUGUCCCUCUGGCGGGGAUGCUGGCGCCGCGGGUGGUCGCGUAGAGUCCAGGGCCACGAAGGACGCCGCGGGCACCGGAGCUAGCGCCGGGCCAGGUCGCCUUCCCCGUGUCUAGGAGCCAUGGAACCCACCCCCAGUGACUUACAGCCUGUGCCUGGGGCAGCAAAGGAAGUCCCAGCUCUGGAUGCCACGUGCUGCCGUGUGGCCCUCUCUGCGGUGGUGGCCACCAGCAUUGUCAUGGUCACCCUGGGAGUCCUCGUGGCCUCCCUCUCUACACAGGGUGUCGACGUGGAGCACACGGCUGAGCUGCAGGGGGUCCAGUAUGCCCGCAGCUUGCAGCAGGAGACCUCAGAGUACUACGGCAUGCUGACGCCCACUCUGGAAAGGCUGUUUGUAAGCAGCUUUCAGAAGACAGAGUUGGAGGCCAGCUGUGUGGGCUGCACCGUGCUAGGUUACAGGGCUGGGAAUUCCAGUGUCUUUGUGCGUUUCCGGCUACACUUCCUGCUGCGAGCCCUGCAGUCACUGAGUCUGGGCCUGGAGGAAGAGCUGUUGCAGCAGGGACUCCGAGCAAGGCUGCAGGGGCACGGCGUCCCCCUGGCUGCCCAUGGCACCAUUGUGUCCGCCGAGCUCACAGGAAGCCAGAAAGGGCCACUGACAGAAAGAGACUUAAAAUCAGGUCGCUGUCCGGGGAACACCUUUUCCUGCCGGAACAGCCAGUGUGUGACCAAAGUGAACCCGGAGUGUGAUGACAGAGUGGACUGCUCCGAUGGAUCUGACGAGGCUCACUGUGACUGCGGUCUACAGCCUGGCUGGAAGACAGCGGGCCGGAUCGUGGGCGGCGUGGAAGCGUCCCCCGGGGAGUUCCCGUGGCAAGUCAGCCUUCGAGAAAACAACGAACACUUCUGUGGGGCUGCUGUCAUUGGGGCCCGGUGGCUGGUGUCUGCGGCCCACUGCUUCAACGGGUUCCAAGACCCAAGAGAGUGGGUGGCAUAUGCGGGCACAACGUUCCUGAGCGGCGCGGAGGCCAGCACGGUGCGGGCGCGCGUGGCCCGCAUCACCCUGCACCCGCGGUACAACCCCGACACGGCGGACUUCGACGUGGCGGUGCUGCAGCUGCACAGCCCCCUGCCCUUCGGCAGGCACGUCCAGCCCGUGUGCCUCCCCGCCGCCACGCACGUCUUCCCGCCGCGGAGGAAGUGCCUGAUCUCCGGCUGGGGCUACCUCAGGGAGGACUUCCUGGUGAAGCCAGAGACGCUGCAGAAAGCCACCGUGCAGCUGCUGGACCAGGGCCUGUGUGCCAGCCUGUACGGCCACUCGCUCACCGACAGGAUGCUGUGUGCCGGCUACCUGGACGGGAAGGUGGACUCCUGCCAGGGAGACUCAGGAGGCCCCCUGGUCUGCGAGGAGCCCUCCGGCAGGUUCUUCCUGGCUGGCAUCGUGAGCUGGGGGAUUGGCUGUGCAGAAGCCCGGCGUCCCGGUGUCUAUGCCCGUGUGACCAGGCUUCGGGACUGGAUCCUAGAGGCCAUCACUGUGGCGAGCAAGCCUCUGGCCCCCACCACGGCUCCCACCUCCGCCAUCCCCAGCAUUGCCUGGCCCACCAGUCCUCAGAGCCCAGUGGUCCACACCCCUGCCAGACCCACGCAGGGCCCCAGCACGGCGCCUCCUGACUCAGUGACCGCCUCUAGGCCACAAGAGUGCGGGGCCAGGCCCGCCAUGGAGAAGCCCACGCGGAUCGUGGGCGGGCUGGGAGCCGCCUCGGGGGAGGUGCCCUGGCAGGUCAGCCUGAAGGAAGGUUCCCGGCACUUCUGCGGCGCGACUGUGGUGGGCGACCGCUGGCUGCUGUCGGCUGCCCACUGCUUCAACCACACGAAGGUGGAGCUGGUACGGGCCCACCUGGGCACCGCGUCCCUCACGGGCAUCGGCGGAACCCCGGUGAAGAUGGGUCUCAGGAGGGCGGUGCUGCACCCCCAGUACGACCCCGGCACCCUGGACUUCGACGUGGCCGUCCUGGAGCUGGCCAGGCCCCUGAGUUUCAGCACGAAUAUCCAGCCCGUGUGCCUGCCCCUGGCCAUCCAGAAGUUCCCUGUUGGCCACAAGUGCAUGAUCUCUGGAUGGGGUAGCACGCAGGAGGGCAACGCCACCAAGCCUGACAUUCUGCAGAGAGCAUCCGUGGGCAUCAUAGACCAGAAGGCCUGCAGCGCUCUCUACAACUUCUCACUCACGGACCGGAUGCUCUGCGCGGGCUUCCUGGAGGGCAAGGUCGACUCCUGCCAGGGCGACUCUGGUGGACCCCUGGCCUGCGAGGAGGCCCCCAGCGUGUUUUACCUGGCGGGGAUCGUGAGCUGGGGGGUCGGCUGUGCCCAGGCUGGGAGGCCCGGCGUGUACACGCGCAUCACCAGGCUGAAGGGUUGGAUCCUGGACACCAUGUCUUCCGGGCCCCUGCCCAGCCCUCCCCCGCCCGCCACGGGACCCCCGCCCUCCACCAGGCCUUCCUCCAGGACGGCGGCCGGCCCCACCGUCCCAGCGGUCCUGGCCAGCAGAGCCACCUUCCGGGCCACCAGCCAACCUGCCAGCAGGACCGCCGCCACCGCGAGCGCCACUGUGGGGGGACACACCCCACUUCCCAGUGCCCCCAGCCCCACCGUGGGCUUCCAGCCACCAGGUAGUGGGAUGAACAGAGGGACGUGUGGGUGGCAGGGGCCCUGCGUCCGUCGUGACAAUAGCAGACACUUGUUCUCUCCCGGAGCUGGAGGUCAGAAGUCUGACGGCCGCGCCCCGGGCCCACCCGGCUCCGUCUCGCCCGCAGGCUCGAUGGCGCGGCAGCUGCAGAAGGCGGCAGUGCGCCUCCUCAGCGAGCAGACGUGCCGCCGCUUCUACCCGGUGCAGAUCAGCAGCCGCAUGCUGUGCGCCGGCUUCCCGCAGGGCGGCGUGGACAGCUGCUCGGGUGACGCUGGGGGACCCCUGGCCUGCAGGGAGCCCUCUGGCCGGUGGGUGCUAACUGGGGUCACCAGCUGGGGUUACGGCUGCGGACGGCCCCACUUCCCGGGUGUCUAUACUCGGGUGGCGGCCGUGAGAAGCUGGAUCGGGCAGAACAUCCAGGAGUGA
Molecule: messenger RNA, 3200 nt
Organism: Ailuropoda melanoleuca (giant panda)
Lineage: Eukaryota; Metazoa; Chordata; Mammalia; Carnivora; Ursidae
Gene: TMPRSS9
Product: transmembrane serine protease 9
Exons: 17
Coding region: 216-3200 (994 amino acids)
Biological process (GO): proteolysis
Molecular function (GO): protein binding; serine-type endopeptidase activity
Source: RefSeq, a predicted model, not a curated record